AUGUCGCGGUACCUUAAUAGUGGUAACGCUUCUCAACAACAGUCUUAUCAACAGUCUUAUCAACAGUCUUAUUCUAUACCACCUAUAAAUAUCAUAAAUAUCGGAAGUAACUCUCCACCGUUGUCUACCGCAACUUCUAUUUCAAUAUCUUCGC
Molecule: messenger RNA, 154 nt
Organism: Racocetra persica
Lineage: Eukaryota; Fungi; Glomeromycota; Glomeromycetes; Diversisporales; Gigasporaceae
Source: the annotation of a GenBank genome assembly